UGCUCCGCGCAACCGGAGCUCUCGUUUGAGCACCACAGCGUCGCACGCCAAGCAUUCUACCCCGAGAUAUAGCCGAGGGAGCCACCACAGCUCCCGCUACUAGCCACCUUCGUCGUUUCCUUGGGAUUUUUGCUAAGCAUCACCCGGCUCAAGGUGGACGAGGAGCAGGUUCGGAAGGCCUGUGCAGCGAUAGAUGGCAUGUCGGUUAGGAAGGCUGCUGAGGUCUUUGGGGUAGGCCGUACGUCCAUCGAAGACCGCUGCCCUGGCAAGGUGGCCAUGAACGCGAAGGUUGGUCCCGAGACCAUCCUGAGCAAAGAAGAGGACAGUUUGCUAAAAGAUAUUCUGCUGUUUGCUGCUCGCAACUUCUUGGCUGUGGAUCGGCUUCACCUCGGAGAUGCGGUGCGACAACUCUGCGACGACGGUCGGCGGAUCCCUUGGGAUCCAGAGAAGGUUCCGGGGAAAGAUUGGCUUGCGGGCUUCCUUCGUCGGCACCCACGGGUGGCGGAGCGCUCGACCCGCAUCUACGAAGCAAACAGGAUCACCGAGGACGAGGAGCCUCACAUGGUGCAGUUCUACGAGAGAUGGGCAGCUCUCUCGACGAGGUCAAACCGGAGGCCAACCACGUGCACAAUACGGACGAGACAGGCGUUUGCGGAAUCAGGUCAGAAGGUGGUUGGUUCGAUGCGCUCCAACUCGCGAGAGAACACCACCGUGGUCGCUACCAUCAGCGCUGAUGGUCACACCUGGGCACCAACCAUUAUCUUUAAAGGGCAACGACUUCAGGCCGAUUGGUUUGUAGAGCGAAACGGCCCGGAGGGUGCGAGGUACACCUGUACGGAUUCUUUCUUCACGCAGGAGAACGUAUUCAUCGCCUACUUGAAGGAUUUCCACAAGCAGCUCGGCGACCGAGGGUUGCUCGACGGAAAACCCCACAUACUCUUGCUCGAUGGACAUGCAUCACACGUGAGCGUGGAGGUCAUCAGGCUGGCCAUGAAUCUCAAAAUCAUCUUGUUCCAGCUACCCUCUCACACGUCGCACAUCACCCAGCCCUUGGAUGUCGUCGCCUUCGGACGCUUUAAGAAAUCGGUCACCAGAGUUUUGUCGUCCUUCUACCACAACUCCGGCGGGCUGGCCAUGAAUCUCAAAAUCAUCUUGUUCCAGCUACCCUCUCACACGUCGCACAUCACCCAGCCCUUGGAUGUCGUCGCCUUCGGACGCUUUAAGAAAUCGGUCACCAGAGUUUUGUCGUCCUUCUACCACAACUCCGGCGGGUUGUUGCCGCUGGAACGCGACAUGCCCGGCGUGAUCGCGGAUGCUUGGAAAUUGAGCUUUACACCGGAGAUAAAUCAAUCAUCAUUCGCUGGGGCGGGCUUGUGGCCUGUGAACAAGGAGCAGGCGCUGGGUCGGCUGAAGGGCACAGCGAAGAAGAAGGAGCGGCGAGACGAGCGCCCACCCCUACAGGAUGUCCCCAUCACCGCCCUCAACGAGCAGCUGGAAAAGACAUCGGAGAAAGGGCCCUCAGGGUGCUGAGGGGGCAAGGCACACCGUCACGGGAAUCCGAGUAGGCACGGUGUUACUCGGUGGCCUCUUGACUCAAAGGAAGCGCGCGAAGAAGAUGGCGACCUCGCGGGGCUCGCUUGGCCUUCCCGACGGAGGCAACAUUACCGCGCCUGAGUUCCUGGACGCUGUUGCCGAAAAAGAACGCGCAGACAAGGCGGAGAGCGACGCGAAGGCUGCGAGGGCGAAAGUCCGCGAAGUGAAGAGGGCAGAAAAAGCGGCCGCGGAGCUGUUGCGGCAGGCGCUCAUGGCCGAUAGAGGAAGGGGACGGGGGCGGGUUGGAGGGAGGGGAGAGGAAAGGGAGGGCGUGGCGAAGUCGAUAUGCACCCUGUAGAACGUCGCAUGUGGUUCGUAGGCUAUGCGGCGGUGAUUUUAGGGCUUGCCAGCACCGGGGGGGCAGGAUGCACAGGUUUUGAACACCCGGGAUGUCAUCGUUUUGUCCCCGGGUGACCUGUGUGUGUGUGUGUGUGUGUGUGUGUGUGUGUGUGUUUUUGCGAUAGAUGUUUUUCACAUGCUUACAGGUUCCCUCAGGAGCGCUGGUCGCGGGGGUGCAAAGGUGUUUUGAAACUACAGUUGUUUUCGGCGUUAGUUCUUACCGUAGCGGCAAGCCAAAAAUCAGAAAAAAAUAUCCUUAUUUGACCUUUGAUAUAUCAUUAGGUGUGCUCCAAUGGGCGUGGACUUGUGCGUACAGUCGAAACAUACCCUGUAGAACGUCGUGUGGUUCGUACCCUAUUUGAUGGUGACGUUCGUGCGUUCCAGUACCGGGGGGGGGGAGGGAUGCACGGGUUCAGACCGAAAACCCGGGGACGCGGUGGUUCUGUCCCGGGGUGGCUUUUUUUUUUGUUCUGAACAUGUUUCUCGCUCAUGUUUCUCACUCAUGUUUAAAGAUCCCCUCCAAAGGUUGUGUCGUGGGGAUGAAUGAGUAUUCCUCAAUGGUGGAUACAGUUUGGCGGUGUUCGGCGUGAAUUCUUACCGAUAGCGGCAUGCUACAUCAGGAAAAAGUACCCAUAUUUGACCAAGC
Molecule: messenger RNA, 2578 nt
Organism: Ectocarpus sp. CCAP 1310/34
Lineage: Eukaryota; Phaeophyceae; Ectocarpales; Ectocarpaceae
Source: the annotation of a GenBank genome assembly